Molecule: messenger RNA, 1341 nt
Organism: Lactuca sativa (garden lettuce)
Lineage: Eukaryota; Viridiplantae; Streptophyta; Magnoliopsida; Asterales; Asteraceae
Product: RNase P Rpr2/Rpp21 subunit domain protein
Biological process (GO): RNA processing
Source: RefSeq, a predicted model, not a curated record
ACUCAACUUUUUGGGUUUGGCCGCACAAUCGCUGCUGAGACUUUGGGAGACGACGCCGACACAAGUUCUCUCUCUCUCUCUCUCUCUCUCGUUCAGACUCCGGUGAAAUCGACAACCGUUGAAGCCUUCACCCUGCUGCCAUCGACCAUCGCUGCCGCCUGCCGCCGUAGACUGUCGUCAUCAUCUCCGACGACCUGACUUCAUCUCCGGCUAUCAAUUGUACAUGGUUAAAAUUUCAUUAGCGACUUACUUACUAUGCUAAAAUGUGUUAGCCAAACACCCUUAAAUGUUUCUACAUUCAACUGUUAGGGUUUAUCGAAAAGAUACAUAUAGCAAACAAGACAAUCCAUGCCUUGUUCACUUACUGCUUUCAAGAUUCAAAAGUAACAAUCUAGUUUCCAACUAUUUCAUUGUGCUCAUUAGGAUCCAGUCCACCAUAGUUACAUAAAACUAUAGAGACAUGGGCAAGAAAGGAUCCUCCACUGCAAUUUCUGGACCUCAAAUGUCAGUCACAAUCAGAGAAGCUUCAACAGGGAAGAAACAAACAAAUGCUAAAUCUUCAUUAAAACUACAACAUAUAAAGAAUCUUGCAAUGUGGGCCACUCAUGAUGCAUCCAUACCUUCAUUGGGUGCCUUUUUUAGUCACCAUUUUGCUGCUUCUUCUGAGGCUUUGGCAACACCAGUUGAUCCAUCCUUGUUUAUUUGUCAAAGAUGUGAAACUAUACUUCAUCCUGGCUACAAUUGUACAAUCCGAAUUGAAAAAAACAAGCAAAAAGCUCGACACAAAGGCAAGAAAGCUUCUCAUUAUCCUCAAAACAACAUUGUCUACACUUGUCAUUUUUGUAUGCACAAAAAUAUGAAAAGAGGCACUCCAAGAAACACAAAUCCACCAAAACCCAAACCAAACACUAUACUAGAUCCACUGGGGUCUACUGACAAGGGUAAAAUGGGUAUUUUAGUAAAAAACGACUCUGAUCCAGCAAUUCCAACAUUGACAUUGUUGGAGUCCAAGAAGAAGAGGAAUAGGUCAGGGGAUAAGAAGAAAGUGGCAAAUGAUCAAAAUGCAGAAAAAUCAGUGAAUGCAUCUACUAAUAGAAAAAGAAGAAAAUCUUGGACUAGUUUGAAGGAGAUUGCUGAAAAUAAUGACAAUGAUAAUCGCCUGAAGUUGAUGAACAUAACAAUCCCAUUUUCAAUGGAGUAAAGAUUUUAUUUAUUUAUUUUUUAUGUUUAAUUGAUAAUGAUGUUUCGAAUUAUUAUUUGGUCCAUGAGUUUGUUAACUGGGCAUACAAUUAAAAAAUAAAUGAUCUAAAGAGCAAAUUAUGUCUUAUGACAUUAACCUUU